UUGUUUUAUUUUUGUUCUCAACAAGUCGAUUCCCUUCUUAACUUGCCCAAAAGUUCUCUCUAUAAUCGAGAAGACGAAGACGAUUCAUUUCGGGGGGUAAUGGAAGAUUUGAAAUCGAGAGCAAUGGAGGGUUUUGAAAAAUUGAAGACUCAGUUUGAGCCAUGGAGGAAUGAAGCUCUCCACUACAUCAAUCAGAUACCCGAAGAACAGCUCUAUGUGGCUCUUGGUGUCCUUCUCUUCUCAGUCAUUUUCCUCAUUCUCAUUCGGCUGUUCAAACGCACCAAAUCUAACACCAUUGUACUCACUGGGCUUGGUGGCAGUGGCAAGACUGUUCUUUUCUAUCAGCUUCGGGAUGGCUCAUCGCAUCAGGGUACUGUGACAUCUAUGGAACCAAACGAAGGCACCUUUGUGCUGCAUUCUGAGAAAAUAAAGAAUGAAAAAACGAAUCCUGUUCAUCUUGUUGAUGUUCCUGGGCAUUCUCGUCUUCGACCUAAGCUAGAUGAGUUCUUGCCUCAAGCAGCUGGUGUAGUUUUUGUGGUGGAUGCUUUGGAGUUUUUACCAAGUUGUCGUGCUGCAUCAGAGUACCUUUACGAUGUUCUAACCAAGGCUAGUGUUGUGACGAAGAAGAUUCCAGUGCUUAUUCUCUGCAACAAGACAGAUAAAGUGACAGCACAUACUAAGGAGUUUAUCAGGAAACAAAUGGAGAAGGAAAUUGACAAAUUGCGGGCAUCAAGAAGUGCAGUAUCCGAAGCUGAUAUUGCAAAUGAGUUUACUCUUGGCAUACCAGGAGAAGUGUUCUCGUUCACUCAGUGCCAUAACAAAGUUAUAGUUGCUGAGGCUUCUGGAUUAACAGGUGAAAUAUCUCAAGUGGAGCAGUUCAUUAGGGAGCAUGUAAGGCCCUAGUAAUGUGAUAUAUCGCAUAUCUUGAAAUGAAAGAAAUUAAGAGCUUGCUUGAGAGUGCCUCCUGAUGUUCAGUAUCAACAAGGCUGCUGAUAGCGUAAGCUAAAGUAGAGUUUGUAGAGCUUAGCAAAGUAAAUGUAAACGAAGAGAAAAAACCAGAGACAGAUCGUAAAUCAUGGUUUGGCGAGAGUUCCAUUUGAGAGUUGAAACUUGAAACAUGGAUAUACAAUAACAACUGUUUAUGGAUAUUUCUUUCUUUCUUUUUGAAA
Messenger RNA from Humulus lupulus (European hop), 1169 nucleotides. RefSeq lists its product as uncharacterized. The coding region runs from base 100 to 903 and encodes 267 amino acids. The transcript is spliced from 6 exons. The record is from RefSeq and is a predicted model, not a curated record. NCBI's taxonomy places the organism in Eukaryota, Viridiplantae, Streptophyta, Magnoliopsida, Rosales, Cannabaceae. Gene Ontology annotation, biological process: protein targeting to ER. Gene Ontology annotation, cellular component: signal recognition particle receptor complex.